Nakaseomyces glabratus is the source of this 1203-nucleotide messenger RNA. RefSeq names its product alkene reductase. The record is from RefSeq and is a predicted model, not a curated record. Gene Ontology annotation, molecular function: FMN binding; NADPH dehydrogenase activity. Lineage: Eukaryota; Fungi; Ascomycota; Saccharomycetes; Saccharomycetales; Saccharomycetaceae.
AUGCCUUUCAAACACGAUUUUACACCAGUUGCUCUAAAGGACACCAAUUUAUUUAAGCCAUUGAAGGUUGGUAACACUGAGGUGUUACAACGUGUUGCUAUGGCACCAUUGUCCAGAUUCAGGGCUGAUCCCCAGGGAAAUGUGCCAAACAAGAACUGGACAGAAGAAUACUACAGACAAAGAUCACAAAGGCCUGGUACUAUGAUUAUCACGGAGGCUACUUUCAUUUCAGCUCAAGCUGGUGGAUACGAUGCUGCCCCAGGUAUUUGGACUGAGGAACAAAUGGAACAAUGGAAGAAGAUUUUUAAAGCCAUCCAUGAUAACAAGUCAUUUGUAUGGGUUCAAAUGUGGGCUUUGGGAAGACAAGCAUUCCCAAAUAACAUGGCUAGAGAUGGUUUGAGAUUGGAUGCUCCUUCUGCUGACCUAUAUAUGAGUGACAAGCAGAAGGAAGUUGCUAAAGAAAACAACAUUGCUCAACAUGAACUGACAAAGGAAGACAUCAAGCAAUACAUCAAGGACUAUGUCAAGGCCGCUAAGAACUCGGUUGAAUCCGGAGCUGAUGGUGUUGAAAUCCAUAGUGCAAACGGUUAUCUGUUGAACCAAUUCAUUGACCCAAAAUCAAACAGAAGAACUGACGAAUACGGUGGUUCUAUUGAAAAUAGAUGUAGAUUUGCUCUUGAAGUGGUUGACGCUGUCGUGGAUGCUAUCGGUGCUGAGAGAACUGGUAUCAGAUUAUCACCAUAUGGUUUGUUUGGUAACAUGAGUGGCGGUUUUGAACCAUCUAUUGUUGCUCACUACGCUUACUUAAUUGGUGAACUAGAGAAGAGAGGAAUUGCAGGCAAAAGACUUGCGUACAUUCACCUUGUCGAACCAAGUGUCACUGAUUUGAUGUUGGUUGAAGACCAAGGCGAAUAUAAGGAAGGUACAAAUGAUUUUGCAUACUCCAUCUGGAAGGGUCCCAUCAUCAGAGCUGGUAACUAUGCACUACAUCCAGAAUUGGUUAAAGAACAAGUCAAGGAUCCUAGAACCUUGAUUGCUUACGGUAGAUAUUUCAUCUCCAACCCUGACAUCAUUGACCGUUUAGAAAAUGGUCUGCCAUUAAAUGAACAAGACAGACCAACCUUCUAUACACCCACCGCAGAAGGUUAUAUUGACUAUCCAAACUACAACGAUGCUUUGCAACUUGGAUGGGACAAGCAGUAG